GCAGGCGCAUUGGCCGCGCGCGCGAUGGGCGGGGUGUGGACGGCGCUGCGAUGGCUGCCCGCGGGUGUCGGACCAGCGAAGCCCCCGGCGCCUCUCAGAGCCCGGCCUCCUGACGCCGCCAGUGGGCGGGGUCGCCCGGGCCGCCGCCACCGCUGUCAUGUAUCCGCCGCCGCCGCCGGCGCCACAUCGGGACUUCAUCUCGGUGACGCUGAGCCUUGGCCAGAGCUACGACGGCAGCAAAAGCUGGCGGCGGCGCUCGUGCUGGAGGAAAUGGAAGCAGCUGUCGAGAUUACAGCGCAACGUGAUCCUUUUCUUCCUCACGUUUCUCGUGCUCUGCGGGCUCCUGUCCUACAUCAGCGUGGCUGACCAGUGGAGAGCCGUGGAUGGCAGGUCAGCGGAAGAGCGGAAGGUGAGACCGGCAGAUCCGCCCGUCUUGCCGGCUCCUCGGAAGGCAGAUGCUAAUCCAGAAAACUCGCCGGGGCUUUUACCCCAGAAGCCUCAGAGGCAUUUCCGACGGGGACCGCCCAACCUGCAGAUUAGAGCCCCCGACAAAGACUCCAAGGACCGGAGGCAGGAUGACACGAGGCGGAGGGACGAGGUGGUGGGCGACGCUCGUCAGGAAGAGAGCACCCAGAGAACGGUGGUCAGCUGGAGGGGUGCAGUGAUCGAGCCGGAGCAGGGCACCGAACCCCCUUCGAGAAAGGCAGAGGGCCCCCCCACCAAGCCUUCCUCACAGGCCCCCGGGAUUCAGAACCAACCAGCCUCCCCGAACGAGCGUCAGAGGGCCGUGAUAGACGCCUUCCGCCACGCGUGGACCGGCUACCGCAAGUUCGCCUGGGGCCACGACGAGCUGAAACCCGUGUCCAGGUCCUUCAGCGAGUGGUUUGGCCUGGGACUUACGCUGAUUGACGCCCUGGACACCAUGUGGAUUUUGGGUCUGAAAAAAGAGUUUGAAGAAGCCCGCAAGUGGGUGUCUAAGAAGCUCCGGUUUCAGAAAGACGUGGACGUCAACCUGUUCGAGAGCACGAUCCGGAUCCUGGGCGGCCUUCUGAGCGCCUACCACCUGUCCGGGGACGACCUCUUCCUGAGGAAGGCCGAAGACUUUGGGAAUCGGCUGCUGCCUGCGUUCCAGACGCCCUCCAGGAUCCCAUACUCGGACGUGAACAUCGGCACCGGAGCCGCCCACCCGCCCCGCUGGACCUCGGACAGCACGGUGGCCGAGGUCACGAGCAUUCAGCUGGAGUUCCGAGAGCUCUCCCGCCUCACGGGGAGUAAGAAGUUUCAGGAGGCCGCGGAGGAGGUGACGAGGCGUGUGCACUCCCUGUCGGGGAAGAAGGACGGGCUGGUGCCCAUGUUCAUCAACACGCACAGCGGCCUCUUCACUCACGUGGGAGUGUUCACUCUGGGCGCCAGGGCCGACAGCUACUACGAGUACCUGUUGAAGCAGUGGAUCCAGGGCGGAAAGAAGGAGACGCAGUUACUGGAAGACUACCUCGAAGCCGUCGAGGGAAUCAAAAGGCACCUGCUGCGCAGGUCUGAGCCCAGGAAGCUCACCUUUGUGGGGGAGCUGGCCCACGGCCGCUUCAGCGCCAAGAUGGACCACCUGGUGUGCUUCCUGCCAGGGACGCUGGCUCUGGGCGCCCACCACGGCCUGCCCGCCGACCACAUGGAGCUGGCCCGGGCGCUCAUGGACACUUGCUACCAGAUGAACCGCCAGAUGGAGACGGGGCUGAGCCCCGAAAUCGUGCACUUCAACCUGUACCCCCAGAGCGACCGCAAGGACGUGCAGGUCAAGCCGGCCGACAGGCACAACUUGCUGCGGCCCGAGACGGUGGAGAGUCUGUUCUACCUGCACCGCCUCACGGGAGAGCGCAAGUACCAGGACUGGGGCUGGGAGAUCCUGCAGAGCUUCAACAAGUACACGCGGGUCCCCUCGGGGGGCUAUUCUUCCAUCAGCAACGUCCAGGAUCCCCUCAAUCCCCAGCCCCGGGACAAGAUGGAGAGCUUCUUUCUGGGGGAGACGCUCAAGUACCUGUACCUGCUCUUCUCCGACGACCCGGCCCUGCUCAGCCUGGACGCCUACGUGUUCAACACUGAGGCUCACCCCUUGCCCAUCUGGGCCCCGCCUAGGGUGGGGUGACCCUCCUGUGGGCACUGCCCGGGGGCCUCACACGUCUUGCGUUUGUGGGUACCUGUCCUCGGAACCCUGGCCUUGGGUAGGUUCGCUCUCCUGACCUUGGCCGCGGCGUGGUCCCCUCGGCCGACUGUCCGUGCUCCAGGGUCAGGCUGAUGACAUUCCCCGGGGGGUUACCGAGCCUGACAUCUCAGGGCCUCAGAGGUGGUCAGGGCAGCUGGGCGCCCGGUGCUUUGCCGCUGGCUUUGCACUUCUGGCUUGUGGUUCUCAUGACGUCGGAUGGUGUCGUGAGGUCAGCGCUGUGAAUCCCCGAGGCCCCACCUGCUGGGGACCUUCCUGCUUGAAUCAUGACUUACAUUCCUGAUCCCCAAACGUCUUCUGUGUGGCCCCAGUGUCUCUGCUUGUCCCCUGGGGCCGCUCUGGGUCUCCUGGACCCACACAUGUUCUGAGAUGAGCUGAAGGGACAGCCCGACAUGCGGUUCAGCCCGGGCUCUCCGAGUCUGUGAAUGUGCCCUGACCCGGGAGUCCUGGGCGGGGCACUUGUGACCUCCUGCGAAUCCGGGCACCUGGCCGGCUGUGGUGUUUACAUGUUGGACUCAGGGAUCCUCCCCCGGCCCUGCAGGGGCGGGGAGGGGCGGGGAGGGGCGGGUGGACGAGUUCAUCCUGCUCCUGGACCACCCGACAGAACGGACUUUCCAGGCAGCAUAAACGUGGAUUUGCCCUGA
Messenger RNA from Panthera uncia (snow leopard), 2859 nucleotides. It is a transcript of the gene MAN1B1, whose product is annotated as mannosidase alpha class 1B member 1. The record is from RefSeq and is a predicted model, not a curated record. The transcript has 13 exons. Bases 158 to 2140 code for a protein of 660 amino acids. NCBI's taxonomy places the organism in Eukaryota, Metazoa, Chordata, Mammalia, Carnivora, Felidae. Gene Ontology annotation, molecular function: mannosyl-oligosaccharide 1,2-alpha-mannosidase activity; calcium ion binding. Gene Ontology annotation, biological process: carbohydrate metabolic process; N-glycan processing. Gene Ontology annotation, cellular component: endoplasmic reticulum; membrane.